Colossoma macropomum (tambaqui) is the source of this 2298-nucleotide messenger RNA. Its product is annotated as insulinoma-associated protein 1a. Gene Ontology annotation, cellular component: nucleus; transcription repressor complex. The coding region runs from base 1 to 1182 and encodes 393 amino acids. The record is from RefSeq and is a predicted model, not a curated record. Gene Ontology annotation, biological process: neuron differentiation; regulation of cell cycle process; negative regulation of transcription by RNA polymerase II. Gene Ontology annotation, molecular function: DNA-binding transcription repressor activity, RNA polymerase II-specific; RNA polymerase II cis-regulatory region sequence-specific DNA binding. The transcript is spliced from 3 exons. Lineage: Eukaryota; Metazoa; Chordata; Actinopteri; Characiformes; Serrasalmidae.
AUGCCGCGCGGCUUCCUGGUGAAGAGGAGCAGGCGCGCGCCGUACGGGGCCGUGUACCGAGCCCGCGAGGACGAGCACAACGAGCUCGAGCAGCCGACCACCAGCACCACCAUCAGCGCGAUGACCCCAACUAUAACAGCGCGCGCUGCAGACGACAGCCCGCCGCAGCAGCUCUUUCCCGCGCGCUCCCCAGCUGUGGCCGAGUCGUUCCCGCUCAGCGCCAGCUCCGUGGCGCGCGCGCUGCUGUUGCAGCAGCAGCAGGGUCACGCGGAGUCGGCGGUGCGCGCCCACAGCGCCCACAGCGCCCACAACGCCCACGCGCAGAGCGCGCGGAGCCGCAAGAAGCCGGCGAGGGUCGCGCGCAAACAUCAGCAGCAUCUGAGCGCGGAGGACGAAGAGUCCACUUCGCCCGUUCUGGGGCUCGCGAUCCUCCGCAGGGAGAAGGAGAGGAGUCCCGCGCCCGGGCGCGCGCACGCCGGGGGCACCUCUGGCUCCGGCGCGUCCGGAUCCGGCUCUGGAGGCGCGCGCCCCCUGCGCGAGUUCAUCUGCCAGCUGUGCAAGGAAGAGUACGCGGACCCGUUCGCGCUCGCGCAGCACAGGUGCUCGCGCAUCGUGCGCGUGGAGUACCGGUGUCCCGAGUGCGCCAAGGUGUUCAGCUGCCCCGCCAACCUGGCAUCGCACCGCAGGUGGCACAGACCGCGCGAGCAGCAGCAGCAGCAGCAGCAGCAGCAGCACGGGCAGGGGCACGCGGACCACAACAACAACAACAUCAGCAUGAGCAUCAAGCACGCGGACAGCAAGGACAACAAGGAGGAAGGGAAGGAGAACGCGAGCAGCAGGAGGCACCUGACCACCACCACCGCCUCCACCAUCACCGCCGCCCCCCACUCCGUGCACGAGACCGAGCAGGGAAGGUUCACGUGCGGACUGUGCCGGGGACACGCGCGCGCAGGCGCAGGAGGAGCAGCAGGAGGAGAAGAGCGCGCGUUGUGGCCCGGGAGCGCGCAUGUAGGUGUGGGUAUGGGGGCUGUUGGUGUGAGUGUAGGGGGGAUCGGAGGCGGGGUGGAGUUCUGUCCCUCCCUCUACAGCGCGCACGGACUGAGCGCGCACCUGAGCAGGUGCCACACUGCUGAGAGCGCGCGCGCUGCCAUGAUGCACGUGCCCCCUAGACCGGUGUGCUGAUACAUCCAGAGAGACACUUGUAUACCCAGUUUAGACACGUGUGGGCCGAGUCUCAAUUCACACUCCCUGCUCCCUACAUAGUGCACACAGCAAGAGGCCUCUGAAUCCAGUCCGCGAGUCCAGUGUCCUGGGUUUUGUGAUCGCUGGUAGGAAAGACUAGUAGUUCAGCUAACAGUUAAAGGUCUUGCUGAUGACACUUAGUGGCUGUUGGAGCCCAUCUAGUCCACUCCGCUCAGCACAGGCAGGCUUAGUGCACACCUCUAAGACAGGGGUCCUGGUGGGCCAGCAUCUAGCCAAUUCAGAGGUUGCCAGUUCACUCAAACACACCCACUAAACCUGGCAUUUAAGUGUAAUCAGGUGUGUUUGAAUAGGUAAAUCACCAAACUGUGCUGGACACUGGCCCUUCAGGACCAGAGUUGUGCACUCCCUGCUGUAGGAUCUCUUACAGCUCGGUUGGUGGAAGAUCAUUCCAGAAAGUUCAGGAGAGCAAGCUUGACUAAAACCAGAUUAAAAGACCACCACGCAGCUGCGUCCAUCUCCAAAAAAGCAACUUUACAGGAGAAGCAGAAAACUGACUUAACUUUCAAUGCAGGUUAAUGCAAAAAUAUUUUUUUCCAAGUCAUUUUGGACCAUUUCCGUUGGUCCGGUCGUCCUAAAACUUCAAUAUGAUGCAAAGAGCAGCUCAUAUUUUUAAACAGAGUUAAAAAUUAAAAUCAACAAGGUUUGGUUCUGACACUGACAAUAUGGCUAGAAGCACUGCGGCUCAUUUUCUCCUGCAGUUUGCAAAUAUAAUUCCCAUUUAGAGCUUCUUCCUGAUGUUGUGCUUAUGCCCAUUUGUAAAUCACUUGACUAAAAUGAAAAAUGAUGUAAUAAUAAAGAUUAUUAUUACUGGUAAUUCCAAAAUCCUGGACUGGAAGCUGGAGGCCCUCUGCGCACUACAGGGAUUGAAUUGGGACUCAGCCAUACAUUCACACUCAUUAACGCUGUAUGAAGUGUUUGUGUUCUGCUCAUAUUAUAAUCAGUAUUUUCUUGUUUAUCUGAGAUGCAGUAACUGGUAUAAAACUUUAUUCCCAAUCCGGGUUCAUCAACUAUUCGGUGUAAAUAAAUGUAACCGUG